Molecule: messenger RNA, 6666 nt
Organism: Filobasidium floriforme
Lineage: Eukaryota; Fungi; Basidiomycota; Tremellomycetes; Filobasidiales; Filobasidiaceae
Exons: 4
Coding region: 1-6666 (2221 amino acids)
Cellular component (GO): chromosome; nucleus
Molecular function (GO): nucleic acid binding; ATP binding
Source: RefSeq, a predicted model, not a curated record
AUGCCUGCCCCUUCCCAACCUGUUCAGUGUCCUCACUGCCCGGCCCUUAUUACUCCUCCCCAAACUCUGAAGGUCCACACGCGCCAACACUCGUUGAGAUCGGUUACCUGCCUCGGUUUUACUUUUGCUCGUCAUGGGCCGGACCCUCAUUCCGCUUACACUUGCAACUGUGGCUAUAGUAACACCAAACGUAACACCUUCUACAAUCAUGUGAAGGCUUGUUCGUCUGUCGUGCAGUUUGGGACCGCAGAUCUCGUUCUGUCGAGCGAUUUUUCUGACGACGAUCACCAUGAAGACUAUCAUCAGGAUGAUUUCCACAUCGAUGAUUUCAUUCACCUACCUGCUGGCGAGGAUCCUUUCGGGUUCGACCAACCCUUUCCCAUCAAUCCCGCUACUCCUCAGCCAGCUCCGGCAGAGGAACGUCGUUCUCGAGACUCCUCGACCCCGGAGGACGCCUUCCUCGCCAACGUACCCUCUUGGUCGUUGAGCGUUCCUCCUCCCGGCCGAUCUACGCUUUCCUUUGGACAAGUAGACUCGGCUGCUUCCAAGCGGGCCGCAGAAGAUGUCAAGCUCUCUCCUCGUCGAGGUUCGCCCAGGUCUUCAACAUCCAAAUCCGACACUCCGGAGUGGGAGGAUAGUCCGUCUCCGAAGAAGAAGGUCCGGACCAGCACCUCCCCUCGGUCACCUCAGCUCGCUCCCGUUGCUUUUGUCCCCCACCUUCCCGCUUCGGUUCAUCUCAAUCAGCACGGCAGGGAUGCUGUUUCUUUCGGCACUGUGGGCGCCUUUCCUACACUUUGGGAGGAUGAUCCCCAUGGCACUCGAAACUGGAUGCCACCUCAGGCUGAAGACACUCCCUGGGCGGUUGAAGCAAAUGGGUCGUAUCCCGCUGCCUCGGUACCGGACGUAGAAAUGCCUAUGCCCAGUUCACGAGAUCUUGGGCGAGAAAUCCUGGCUGGCUGUUCUCAUGAAGAUAUCGCUCCGGUGCAAGAGCUGGGUUCGACUCUUCCGGUCGACGACCCCGAUGCCAAGUUUGACGAAAUCGAGGAUGAGCUUAUGAAGCUUCGUAUGGAUUCUGAACAACCUUCGGAUUCACACGGUUCACUCGACGGCACCCCUCAUUCGGAUGUUUUAUACGUCAGCCCAGCUUUGUCCCAUUUCGGACUCCUCUUCAAUAUGCAUGUGGGCGUAGCCCAUUGCACCCAUCCUCGACAUACGGGUACAUCGCCCCUGUACAAUCAGGCCACAUUGGACCGAUUGAUAACCCACCUUCGACGGUUUCACAAGGACCAAAGUCAUCCCGAAUACCUCCACUCUGUCCGCAUCGAAAUCAACGAACGGUUAGGGAACGUUCAAUCUGGCUUGCUGCAAGAUUCUUAUCUAGCCCGUGAUAUUGAAGCUCCGCUACCCCCACCCAUCUCUGGAAUACCUAUUGCGGAGGUCUUCCAAUGUCUGCAUCCUGCUUGCGAUUACCGGACUCCCGGGGUAUCUCACCUCUAUGCUCAUCAGCGUAAAGAACACAACAGGACACGUGAUGGGGAAGACAAACCGAUUGGCAAACCGUACAAGAUGAUCUGGGCCCAAUCCAUUGGCUUGAACCCGUCGACCUGGUGUGUAGUGGCCCGAAAGGCCACGAACCCGUUGGUGCCCAAGGUCGACCGAUUCCCAAAGUUCACCUCGGUCAUGCGGCCGCUCAUAUCGAUGAGUCGACCCAAGGUCAAGGACGCGCUCGCGAAUCUCAAUAACGGAGUCCGACAAAUGAGCGACUUUCAUAGUCAGAUCGGUUGGGAUACCCAGCUGGAGACUGUUGGUUUGCUCGAUCUGGCUCGGUUAGGCUUCCCGAAGCCGCUCGAUACCGACGCUCCUUGGAUCACCUAUCUCUAUCGUCACGCCGACAAAGUCUGGGACGGAUGGGCCAAAACCCUGUCUCGAAACAUGGGCGUCCCGUUCCGUAAGCUCCUCAAAGGGGAGAGCGCACACUCUGGACGAAGCGAAUUCCAAGCGCUUCAACCGGAUUCGCGCCGCAUCUACGCCAAGACGUUUCGGCGAAUCAUCUUGGUCACGUUGAGAUAUACCAGCCACUGUCUUGCGGAACCGAGCGGCAACCGUCAUGACUGGCAGAUCGAGGCUCCGGUGCACAAACAGUUCCUCUGUUUGCGGGACCGGUUCUCGGCCGUCGAUUCUGCACCUUCCCGACUUGUGCCAUGGGCGGAGAUGCUAGUUCCUCAGCAAGAAGAGAUUUCGGAUUGCAUCCAUCUUUGGUUCGACACACUGGUCAAGACCGCAUAUCAGAUCAAGGAUCUCUGGCACGAUCCGCUCCAAUGGUUCAUGCUCUCGUCUACCGUUCAGAGCCAUGCGUCCGACUCGGAUCGGCCAAAGGACCUUUUCUUUUCCGAAGAGGACGGGGAUCAAGCAGCGAUAGCCGACAACCUCGAUGCUGCUGAGUUGGCUGACGAAUCGGACGUCGUUCAGCUCAUCGCACCGAACCACUAUUCCGGUGUCUUUGCCCACCUGCAAUACUCGAUCCGGCUGCUACUUUGGACGCAAGCGUGCGAAAUUUACGACAGCAUCACAUGCAACGAUUCGGAAGCGCAGAUACUGGAGCAGUAUUGUCACGCCGACAACGCCCAGUACAUCUUUGCCUGGGUACGACGUGCCCUGUGCACAGCUCGGAUGGCACGCCGCGAUCUGCCACCUCGUCUCACGAUGGGAUAUUCUGCCUCCCAAUUCUACAUUUCGAUCGGCCGGAUUUCCGUCACCCAGCAGCGCUUGACCGUUGCUGCCGGUCGUAUCGUCACGCGGCUGUCCGAGUUUCUCGAAGAAGAAUUGCUUUUGGGAUUGGGCACCUCACUCGUGGAUCAAGACUCGAACUUGCCAGUAGCCGACACGUUGCGCAGAGAGACGUUGGGGUACUCAUUCAUGACGGACACAGGCAACGAGUUUUACGAAAAGCAUGCCGAAGUCCUCCAGGCCAUCGCCUCGUCUCCUCCGUUACAAAAGAAGUUCUACGGUACCCUGGCAGACGGGACUGUUUUCCUGGACCGCCAACGGAUGCUGAGAUACCUCGACCAUCAGAAGACUUUCCUCGGCCUACUCUUUACGGCCCUUCACCUUGCCUGUGCCGUCCCUUCACGCGCUGCCGAGUAUAAUACGCUGUUGCUCUCGGAGACGGGAGAUCGUCACCGAUCUUUAUACCACGACCCCAACGGGUUGUUUCUCAUUUUCCGUUAUACCAAGCAGACCGCCGUCUUUGGAUUCGGUCAACCGGUCCCCAAAUACGUUGGCAACAGGGUCGGAGCGAUUUUGAUUCGGUACUUGACAUUCGCCCUUCCGACCGCCCGCGCUUUUGCCCAGAAGCUGCGCCUAGACGAUGGCCUUGUAGGUCAUUCACCGUCAGACGCUCUGUCUACCCACCUUUUUGCCACUCAUACUGGGAUAUUGCCUGGGCACUUCCUCACCUCGAGGUUUCGCCACAUUAUGCAGACGGUAGGAGACCUUCCCUUGUCGAUGUCUGACUAUCGCCAUGUAUGUAUAGCAUUCGCAAGGAAGUACAUCUCGCCCGAACUCUCCGACAUGAGCACCGUCCCGGAGCUCAUCGAACUGGCUGCCAACCAUACGGCUCGGACGGGUCGGGAACUCUAUGCGCAUCACCAAGAGGAGCCCGAGAACGGCAUGGCCGAACGUUUGCUGCAACAACAUCUGAUAUGCACGGCUUGGCAGGGGUGGAUCGGGCUAGGUCCCAAGUUCAACCCGAAGAAGAUGAACGACCUUCCCGCAAGCGGAUCGCCAGACGCACGACGUCUCGCUCAACAACUUGCCGCUGUCGAUGGCAACGUCAAACAGACCCCUCCGGCUGAUCUGGCUCUCGCUCUCACGUUUGCCAUCGAAUGUCUCGAGCAGGAGGUCCGUCAGGCAUUGUUCCGGGCCACCGCCCAGGUCACGUCUGGGCCGCCUCCUCUAGCACAAAAGGUCUCCCUUUCCGGAGUCACGGAUCCUUGCUUGGUGGGAGGGUUGCAAGCGGCUCUCGGUGACGAUCGAGCUCGAUUCAAGGACCCGUCAAUGCUUCGCACCCUGGACGUGAUCUUGCAUCGGGGCCAAGACGUAUUGGCCAUCUAUCCGACUGGGUCUGGUAAGAGUACGCUCAUUUGGCUACCAUCGUUGCUUUCCGAGGGGGUUACCGUCAUGAUUUCUCUUCACCAGCGCCUCACUGAAGACAUUUUGCCUACUGCCGCGCGAACCGGUCUGAAUGUGGUCCGGUACAGCGCAGAUCUUACGAUUGGAGCCUGCCCUCGACUCGUCUACGUUGCGGUCGAAAACAUCACCUCGGACCAUUUUUGCGAAUUCAUCAAGUCGCUUCAUGCCGCCAAGAUGCUCGACCGCAUCGUUAUCGACGAGGUUCAUACGGUUCUUCUUCAAGUCAACUUUCGGCAGAAACUCAGAGCGCUGCUCCACCUCAAGGCAAAGCUGAACCUCAAAGGCGUUCCGAGUUUAUGGCUGACGGCAACGCUGCCUCCCCACUGGGAACCUAUCCUCGCUCGAUGGUUGGAUACAACUAUCAACGACGUCUACGUGGUCCGCGCAUCCUCUAACCGGCCUAACCUUCGAUACCUCCAAGUUGACGACAAGGCUCUUUCCUCUUCCGCCAACAUCACGACAGACGCUUGGAACAAGGCAGUGGUUGCCUUUAUAGCGAAGGAGUUGGACGGCUGUCUGACGGGCGAUAACGACGACCCGACACGGAUCAUCGUCUACAUCCCCUACGUCAAAGAUAUGGUCGACGUCCACGCCGCCUUCUUCAAGCAUGCCGGCGCAAUUUGGCCUUCGGAGCUGUAUCACGCUCAGCUUCCCAUCGAGGAAAAGAACAAGUCGUUCGCCAACUGGAUGACUGGCGUCAGCAAGAUCAUGUUCGCCACCUCUGCUUUGGGCCAAGGUGUGGAUUGCCCUCAUGUGCGCAAGGUCUUCUUUGUCGGGAACCCUUUCAACGUUGUCGAUUUCGCGCAGCAAGCUGGUCGGGCUGGUCGGGAUGGAUCUCCUGCAGACAUCUAUAUGAUCCCGCCUCUUCGGUCCAGGGACCCCUUUGUGCCAAACGCAGCCGACAAGGAUCCGUCUCUGACUGAUCUCGAACGAAGUUUGUUGAAGGGUCUGGAAUCCGUUUUCUACGAAUCGGGACCGCUAUCGCCCUAUCAACAAGUUUACAAGAUUUUCUGCAAGCCUCGCGACUGCAUACGGCGUCAACUGACCACCCUUCUCGACUCGAUUUCUUCCUCGUGUUUCACAGGGGGCCCAGGUACGGAACUCUGUUCGCUAUGCGAAAGCGAGCUUGAUGAAGCUCGGAACCCUCGGGAUCCUUCGCAUCCGUUUCGUCUGGUGCAAGACCGCCGCCUCAUUCAAGCAAGAUCGACUGUCAUUGGCCCUGGUAUCCGUUCGGGUCCUGCCGAACCCACGGCUUCGACCCCGGCUCCAGUUGUCACCGCUCCACUGCCUGCCCCGACCCUCAAGUCUUCUGAGCCGGUCCGUCGCUUCAAGCCCCUCUUUCCCGCACCUUCGCCGAUCGCAACAGGUUCAACUCGUCGUGGACGAACCGUCAUCAAGGUUGAAGAGACCGCUCCCGCCCCGACCCGUAGGCUCAACAGUCCUUCGUCGCCUAUCGUGAUCGAUUCGAGUUCCCCCGAACCUGAGGCACGGCCGGUUACAAGGCGCCCGGCACCGAAGAAGCGCUCACAUCAUCCUCCCUUUGUUCAGUCCAGCCUGGCAAGCGCCGAUCCGCCCGUCCAGAGUUCGUUAGCCAUCAAGAAGACGGGUAAAUCGGUGGCCCAGAAGAGGUUUUUGGCUCAUCCUGCCUUUGAGGCCGAGAGACCAGGCCAUGCUGUGGAUUCGGUCGCUGGGGAGACUGUCGACGACCAACCUCGUCUUCCGGGACUGUCCUUCCUGGGCGAACGGACGCCACCCCCACCAUCUGGGCCAGGCGUCUCGAAGAACUUUGGCAUUGCCCCCGCUCGGCCAUCACCGGUGGACUCGGUAUCGGCCAAAUCGUCUUCCUAUGGUGCGUGUCCUUCCUUUUGGAACCAGGUCGCCUUUCCGGAAGAAACGCAAGCGGGAAAACCCCUCUCUUUCCAGGAGGCUCUUCCUUCCACGGGCGGAUCGCUGCUCUCCUCCAGCGUUCCUCCACACGACAGGCCGCCCGUCCCAAUGUCGUCUGUCGUCAUGCAACCUUUUCCUUUGCCGCCUCAGAUCAACCCUAUCGGACGCAAUCACGAGCUUGUGGAUCGGUUCUUGGACCGUCUUUACGCCGCUUGGUUGAAAUCUCUCCGCCAGGGCAUACUUGAUCGACGUGACUCCCAGUUGAUCCCUUGCGGGGUCUGCUUCGUCGCCAAACGGGGCCAGGACUUUUGGCAUACCGACGGCGAACUUGCGUGUCCCACACGGCCGUCAAGCUCUUGCUUCAAAUGUCUUCGACAGGGACAUCAGAGUCGUUCGUCCCCGACAUCAUUCACACGAUUGCUCUCCGGGACGACUGGAUCCGCCUUAUCGGCCAACAUCACCACAUCGACCAGGUCGCAUCAAGGGGUCGUGCGGUUGACUUUGAUCUGCUUCGGGAAUGGUUCUUUGAACCUCGCCAACACUAUGGACAUGUUCCACACUUUUUCGAGUUUUGGCUCGAGUGGUUGA